Messenger RNA from Eimeria mitis, 885 nucleotides. RefSeq lists its product as uncharacterized. The record is from RefSeq and is a predicted model, not a curated record. The transcript is spliced from 3 exons. The coding region runs from base 1 to 885 and encodes 294 amino acids. NCBI's taxonomy places the organism in Eukaryota, Apicomplexa, Conoidasida, Eucoccidiorida, Eimeriidae.
AUGGAAGGGAAGCGAGGAGGGACGCAAGCCACGAGGACAGGCGAGGGCCACGCUUGGCGGGCAAGUGACCCAGGCCGCAGGACGACCGCCUCUUGGCUGGCUGGUCAUAGUGAGAAGCAACGGAAGGCAGCAGCUGUCUGCUCACUCCAACUUUCCUUUUUUUGCUUUUUAAAGCCAAUCACUAAUUGCCAGACGAGCAACCAGAAGACCGACAAGAAAAUGGCCGACAACUACGGCGCAUCUCUCCCAGACCCGAGGGCUGAAGUGCCUGCUGUGGCUGACCUCAAUGCGCCGACGAGUUUGACCCCGGUCGCACCGCUAGCCAGCCCAGUUCCUCCCACGGACAUUGCAGUGUCAAACAACUCUACGUCUUCUCUUUACUACUCACUCCACUCCACGCCCCGAUGCUGCACCGGCCUUUUGCGCAGGCGCCGCACAAAGCGGCGGACUACUAAUCAAGACGAGCACCUUGCGCGUGUCAGCUGCCACCUCACCAUGGAAGAGAGAUUGAACCUUUGCAUGGAUGUGGCCAAAAACUUGCUCGACUCGGUUUCCUCCGGCACAGUGCCCCGGCCUUCCGUUCAGUCAGGAAGCGUCUCGCUUCCUUCUCUGCCUCUCCUCCAACAGAUAUUUCCCAUCAACACUUCCUGCAAAGGACACAUUAACGGUCCUCGUCACCUCCGCGUCGGUCGUAUCAUGCCUCGGCUCGCAUCCCCAGCAACGCCAGGCGCAGGCGCACCUAGACCCCGCUGCGACAAUGAAGCCACUUCCAACAUGAAUGUUGAUUCCAACUUGGAGGCAGCUACAGCGCAGCAGGAGACACGAAACGCAGAAAACCAAUUUGCAGAGGAGGCGGGCAAAGCACUCGAGAGGCUCCACUUCUAG